UCUCUCUGUUCUGAUCUCUCUCUCUCUCGUUCUUAGAAACCAUGUGCAGCAUGUCUUCUUGUCGGUCAGUCCGUAAGUGUACUGACUGCUGAGUUUUUUUUUUGUGUUUUACAUGUUCAGUGUUCACAGUUUACUGGUUAGUCAGUUAGUGGGUGUAUAUUAUAUAUAUUCUCUUAGUUAGUGGGUGUAUAUAAUAUAGUAUAUUCUAUGAAUCUAUAUACUCUACAGUUUUGGUCCAUCUCUUUUCCGAACAGUUUCUGCAUUUGCCAUCUUUAUACUCUACGGUUUCUGCAUUUUGUGAAUUAUGUUUUAUCUCCUUUGUUUGUAUAGAUAUUGUAGAUGUCGAAUAGAACUGAUCCUACUUGGAAGUAUUCAAAGAGACAUGAAGAUAAUAAGUUCAGAUUCACAUGUAAUUUUUGUAACAAAGUGGUUACUGGGAGUGUUUACCGAGUGAAGCUACAUCUUGCUGGAGGAUACCCUGAUGUGACUUCAUGUCCUAAUUGCCCAGAACCAGUUAAAGAGGAGAUUAGGGCAUUUAUGUGUAAAAACAAGGAGACGGCGUCUAGCAUAACUCCUCUUCCAGAUUUUGAUGAAAUGGGCAAUGAGGAGGACAUUGAUGAAGAUGAGUUUUAUGUACAAUCGAAGCCCCCUCCUAAGAGGCCUGCUGCCACUGCUACCUCCGGCUCCAAGUUCCAACUUAAGAAGCCCAAGACCAAAGGGCCUAUGGAUGCUCACAUCACCCCUGACUCCAGAGAUCGAGGUAGAGAAUAGGAGAAGUGGUAAACAACCUAAAGUUGACGAUAAUACACCGCAAAAGAAGUUAUUGAAAGAGCAAGCUCAUCAAGCUAUUGCGAGGUGGAUUUACGAUGCUGGAAUACCUCUCAAUGUUGUCAAUAUGGAGUCCUUUGAACCGAUGAUUGAGGCUAUUGGGCAAUAUGGCCCUGGUUUAACACCGCCAACUUAUUAUCAAGUGUGUGUCCCUCUUCUUAAAAAAGAGGUGGAAAAUGUGAACAAACAAAUGGAAGACCAUAAGAAGGAGAGAGAGGAAAAUGGAUGCACUCUUAUGUGUGAUGGAUGGACGGAUCGAAAGAAUAGGUCAUUGAUAAAUUUUUUGGUUAACUGUCCUAAAGGUAGCAUGUUCAUUGAAUCGGUUGAUGCAUCAAGUCGUUCCACAACUGGGGACAGCAUGUAUAGGUUGCUUGACGAGUAUGUGGAGCGAAUCGGAGAAGCUAAUGUGGUCCAAAUUGUCACGGAUAGUGCCGCAUACAAUAAGAUGGCAGGGAAGUUGUUAAUGGCAAAAAGACCACAUUUGUAUUGGACUCCAUGUGCUGCCCAUUGUUUGGAUUUAAUGUUAGAAGACAUUUUCAAGUUGCCAUAUUUGAAGAGGACAUGGGAAAGGGCGAUCAAGGUACACGGUUAUAUCUAUAACCGUCCGACAUUGUUGAACAUGGUGAGACACUUUACCCAAAGAAAAGAGUUGAUUAAGCCAGCAAAGACUCAUUUUGCAACAGCUUGUUUGACUUUACAAAGGGUUCAUCAACAAAAGAAUAACCUAAGAAAGAUGUUCACAUCAGAGGCUUGGAGUAAAAGCAAGUGGGCAAAGGAGGCGGAUGGUAAAAAGGUAGCAGAAAUAAUGUUGUCGCCAUCAUUUUGGAACAAUGUCUUGCUGGCCCUAAGAUUUGCAUGUCCUCUUGUUAAAGUACUUCGUUUGGUUGAUGGUGAAGAAAAACCCGCAAUGGGAUACAUCUACGAGGCCAUGGAUAGGGCCAAAGAAACUAUUAUAAACACGUUUGGCGGAGACGAAGACAAGUAUAAAACUGUGUUUGAAAUCAUUGAUGUGAGGUGGGAAGUGCAAUUGCAUCAACCUUUGCAUGCAGCAGGCUACUAUUUGAACCCUGCAUUUUUUUAGAAGGAUGGUGCAAGGAUGAAAGCUGAUAAAGAGGUAUGGAAGGGUUUGGUGGAUUGUAUUGAAAGGCUGAUACCAACUGAGAGGAUGCAAGAUGAAAUUCUUCAUCAGAUAGCAUUAUAUGAGGAGGAGGAGGGAAUCUUCAAAAAGAACAUGGCAAUUAGGCAAAGAGUUACAAGGUCACCAGGUGAUCACAAUUUUUUACUCUUUGUGCUUAAAAGCCUUAAAUACUACCUCUUUAUUCUUUAUCCUUUGCGACAAUAUAACUAAUGGAUAAUGUGCAGUUGAGUGGUGGAAGUUAUUUGGUCGUGAAACUCCUGAAUUGCAAAAAUUUGCCGUCAAGAUCCUUAGCCUUACUUGCAGUUCAUCCGGAUGCGAGAGAAAUUAGAGUGUGUUCGAACAUCUUCACACCAAAAAAAGAAAUAAGCUAGAUCAAAAGCGCCUCAACGACUUGGUGUUUGUUAAGUAGAAUAGAGCAUUGAGGCGUCGAUAUAUGAACCGCGGCAAAUUUGACCCGAUUUCCUUGAAGAACAUUGAUGAGAGCAAUGAAUGGUUGAUUGGGAAAUUGGAGGAUGAGCUUGUAUUUGAAGGUGAAGAUUUGGAUUGGAAUGUUGUUGCGGAGGCUAGUGGGGUAGAACAACCUAGCAAAGUAACUAGGUCAACUCAUAAACCAACAAGUUCAAAGAAGCGUUCAAAAGCAUCAAGUUUUUGUGCAGAUGAUUGGGAAGAAGAAGAAUUUGAUGACACUAUUUCAGAUGAAGGAGAAGAGGAAGAUGUGGAUGGAUAUCGGUCAAAUGAUGAUGAAGAAGAUGAAGAUAUUGGUGAUGAGUGAUGAAAGGAUGACUGAUGAUGUCUUGUUUGGAAUAUCUGGAUUGUUAGUUUGUUACAUUUUAUGAGCGUAUUUUACUAGUAAUUCGUAAGUUGGAAUGUUGGAUUGUUGGUUAUUAUGCAAUAUGGUGAUGUUUGUUCUUGUUUUGAUGGUAGGAGUGAAUAUUGGUCGUUUAUAUAGCUUCUAUUACUUUUUUUUUAAAACGCUCGCCUCGUUUCAAUGAGGCGCUCGCCUCGCCUCGCUCCGAUGAGGGCUUUGUCACCUUGCGUACGCCUCGCGUAUUUAAAUCACUA
Molecule: messenger RNA, 3028 nt
Organism: Rhododendron vialii
Lineage: Eukaryota; Viridiplantae; Streptophyta; Magnoliopsida; Ericales; Ericaceae
Exons: 3
Coding region: 590-1909 (439 amino acids)
Source: RefSeq, a predicted model, not a curated record